CCAUUGUGCAGAGGGCGCAGCGCUCAUGCAAAGCAAAGGGAUGAGAUCAGACUUCGACCUUAUGUGUUUUUAAAGUCCUUCGUAAGAUCGGUUGGAGUUAUCGUGUUUGACUUUGGUAAUCAACACACCUCACUCAGUGGUUGCUCGUCUUAUCGCGUUACUUCCUAACUUCAUACCGGCGCGGACAGCGUAAAGCCGGGGUCUAUAAAUAGGUAGCAGACAGUUGUCAUUGUUAUUCCGUGGUAACUCGUCCGCGAAUCCUGCAGAGGCGCUAGUGCUCCUGGGCGUGUGGCCGUGAAAUGUAGGCUGGCGCGAGCGGUCAGUAAGGCUUCGAUGUGCGGGCCGGGCGCGGUCGCCGGCACGGGCGCGGGCGUGUCCGCGGCGGAAGGGGCGCGGCGCCGGUGGGCGGUCGGGGUGGCGCGGUGGCUGUUGCCCGUCCUGCUGGCGGCGUGCAGCGUCGUCCCGGCGGCGGCGGCGGCGCCGCAAGUCCCGGAGGUAAUCAGCGCGGAAUGGAUAAAGAGAUACCUCAGCGAAGUGUAUGAGCCCGAGGCCGUCAGGCAGUGCAACAAAUUCAAAACGGCCCAGUGGACGUACGAGACGAACAUCACGAAGGAGAACGAUGUUGCAUAUCAAAAUGCCAAGCUGGAAUACGCUGCCUUUGCGAAGAACCAAUGGGAUAAUUACUUCAGUCGAGUCAACAGCUCUGACUUAGAUGAGGAGCUCAUGAACCGGCUUGGAUAUUUGAGAAAUUUGGUCGAUCCACUAGAAACGGAUGAUGCUAAAGAGCUCACUGCUACCAUAACAAACAUGUCAAAUACUUUUUCAACUGCAAAGAUUUGUCCCUAUCAGAGAGACACCUGUGAAGGAGAGGAAAUGCUUAAUCUUGAUCCUAGUUUGGAAGAAAUUAUGGCUUCAUCUAGGAAUUAUAACGAGCUCCUCUACGUUUGGAAAGCUUGGCAGAAUGCUUCAGGGAAACAAAUACGCGAUACGUACAAGAAAUAUGUAAUAUUGAAGAACAAAGAAGCUAGGCUAAUGGGUGCUGCUGACUAUGGUGAAGUUUGGAGGAUCCCUUACAAUUCCGAUAAUUUUCAGGAUGAACUGAGGAAACUAUGGGAGUCCAUAGAACCCCUUUAUGUGGAGUUACACAAGUAUGUACGCACAAAACUCAAAUUGCACUACGGAGACCAAAUGGAUAUAUCAGAUGACUUGCUUCCUGCACAUGUGCUUGGAGAUAUGCAUGCAUCGACUUGGAUUAAAAUAUUUGAUCUCGUGAAGCCGUUUCCGGAGGGUAGUGAUAUUAAUAUAACUCAAAGUUUAAUCGAUCAGGAAUAUGACGUCCUUCAAAUGUUCAAGACAGCGAAUGAUUUCUACAUGUCGUUGGGAUUAGAGAACUGUUCUAUGUCGUAUGACGAUGAUGCAAUGAUAGUUCGACCGGAAGGCAGAGAAGUUGUCUGUCACCCCUCUGCGUGGGACUUCUGCGACGGAAGAGACUUCAGGAUUAAAAUGUGCACAAAAAUAAAUAUGGAAGAUUUCCUAGCAAUUCAUCACGAAAUGGGUCAUAUUCAAUACUACAUACAAGUUAAAGAUUUACGUGAAGAGUUUCGGAAUUCUGCAAAUCCAGGAUUUCAUGAGGCAAUGGGAGACGUAAUUUCUUUGUCAGUGACAUCUGCAAAACAUUUAAAAAAAUUAGGUUUGCUUACAAAUGACUACGAGGAUACCUAUGAAAAUGACAUAAAUUUUCUGAUGAAAACAGCAUUGGACAAGGUGCCUAGCUUACCUUUCGCUCUCGUCGUAGACUAUUGGCGUUGGAAUGUUUUCUCCGGCUUAUCCAGUGAUCAUUGGAAUAAGGAAUGGUGGCAAUUAAGAGAGCAGAUUCAGCGCAUAAAACCUCCUGUUUCGAGAACUGAGGAUGAUUUUGAUCCGGGAGCGUUGUAUCAUGUAGCAGACGAUGGAGAAUACAUGGCAUAUUUCAUCGCAAAUAUAUUAGAAUUUCAAUUUCAUAAAUCUUUGUGUGAAGCUGCGGGGCAGUAUGAGCCCAAAGAUUACAAAUUGAAUCCUCUUUACAAAUGCGAUAUCUUCCACUCGAAGGCAGCUGGUGAUCGUCUUAGGAAAGGAAUGAUGAUGGGUUCAUCGACUGACUGGCGAGACGUCCUUGAAGUCAUCACUGGGCAACGAGAAUAUUCAGUAGAUGCAAUUUUAGAGUACUUCAGGCCUCUUCAUGAAUUUUUGGUUACCGAAAAUGCCUGUGAGAGUGGUAGUAGAAGGAACGAGUUGCAAUCAGAAGAUUAG
Messenger RNA from Gryllus bimaculatus (two-spotted cricket), 2289 nucleotides. Lineage: Eukaryota; Metazoa; Arthropoda; Insecta; Orthoptera; Gryllidae. The record is from the annotation of a GenBank genome assembly.